This is a messenger RNA of Papaver somniferum (opium poppy), 2313 nucleotides long. Its product is annotated as F-box protein At5g07610-like. The record is from RefSeq and is a predicted model, not a curated record. Gene Ontology annotation, molecular function: protein binding. Lineage: Eukaryota; Viridiplantae; Streptophyta; Magnoliopsida; Ranunculales; Papaveraceae. The coding region runs from base 489 to 1751 and encodes 420 amino acids. The transcript has 2 exons.
CUACCCCAACUAGGGAGAGUUGGAUUCCCUGUUUUCUCCAACCUUCUCUCCUCCAUAAUAGAACAGAAAUUAUACUUUGUUGUUAUCAGCGGUAAUUGGACUAAUAGUGGAGUUGGUCUAGCUGAAACUAAAAAACAUGAUCGAUGUCACUAAAAUACAUUGAUAAUUUAUGGUAUCAACCACCUGAGAAUUCGGAACUUGUCAGCACCGAAUUCUUUAUUUUCCGGAUAGAAAAAAGAAAAGAAAAAAAAGUUAGAACUCCACAUGCGUGUCAUAUUAAACAAACAACCAAGAAAAGCUACUCCAUGGAGGAGUCAAUCAAGCCAAUUGAUUGCCGAUACAACUUGUUGACAGUUUUCUCCUUUAUCUUUCUUUUUUCUUUUCAUGUGAAGCUAUCUAAACCAAGGGUUCUUUCUUGUCAAGAUCCAGAUCACAAGACCUCAAUAGUCAGGUAAUGGUAAUUGUUUGAUCAUUAGUUUAAUUUUAAGAUGAAUUCAAAAUCUACUUGUGAUUAUAAGACCGCUGAAUUAGUUGGUAACAACAACUCACUGCAUCAUGAGAAUUCGUCAUCUGUUAUUAUAGCUAAUAAUGUAGAUCUCUUAAUGCAAAUCUUAUUGCAUUUACCAGUAAAAUCUCUGCUUGUAUCUAAAUCCGUUUCAAAAAGAUGGUUUUCACUCAUCUCCGAUCCAAUUUUCAUUGAGAAACAUUUUCUUGAAAACCCACAUUCAAUUCCUGGAUUAUUCAUGCAUAAUCUACUGUCAGGUCCAUAUAUACCAGAACUUGAAUUCGUCUCAUUAGAUACUUCUGCGUCUUCACCCUUUAACACCUUAGAUUUUAUUGAAGAUCCAUUAGGUGUACAGAUCAAUCAAUCUUGCAAUGGUCUUCUCUGUUGCAGAAGCUAUAGAGGCACAUUUGUAGAUCACACUUAUUAUAUUUGCAAUCCAUCCACAAGACAGUACCGUGCAAUCUUUUGCGGUUCGCGGGGAGAAAAACAAGGUUUUGUAUCGCUUUGUAGUGUCAGCUUAGCUUUCGAUGUGCUCAAGUCGCCUCAUUAUAAAGUUGUUUGCAUUUGGUUGUUGAAGAAAACUACAAACACUGGUGAUGUCAAGUUUUAUCAUCAAAUUGAACUAUACUCUUCCGAAACAGCGUCUUGGAAGCUCUCUGGCAAUGUUUUCCCCGCUCCUCGAGAUGUAUUUUACAAAGUUGGUGAAUUCUGGAAUGGUUCAUUACAUUGGCUCGACCUUUCCAAAGAAGGGAAAUCUGUUUGUUUUAGUGUUGAGCAAGAGCUGAUCAUGGAAAUGCCUAAGCCACCCCGUAGUGAUGGGAUGUUUUGUAUAUACUUCGCGGAGUGUAGAGGUCAUCUACAUCUUAUUCAGACACAUGAAUCACGCACCAGUUUUGAAAUUUUGGAGAUGAUGGAUGACUAUAAGGGGUGGGAUGUUAAAUAUCGUGUCAACAUCGAUGAUUUAACCAAUGCAUAUCCGAAUAUCACAAAAGAUGCGACAUUGCAGUUCCAUUAUCUUCAAUUCUCUGUUUUGCUUGUUGAGGUAAAGGAAAGAAAAUCAUCAACAAAUCUAAAUAGAGUGCAAGGAAAAGUGUCGUUGAAUUUAGUGAUACAAGUACUUGAUGAAGUUAUUUCCUAUGAUCUAGAGGAAAUGGGAAUCAAGAAAAUUGAUAAACUUUCACCAACAACCAACUUGCAUCGGCGAAAUAGUCCUUUUCAGUACAUUGAGACACUCACUUGUAUUUGAUGAAUCAAUUCAUGUUGUAUCCAUGUUGGUUAUAAUGUCAAUGGGUUGCUCAUUGGAUGAGUUUCGGUUUAAGUACAUGUGCCUCUUGAAUACAUACGACCGAAGGAUGAUGCUUGUGAGUUUUCUGGAACACUGACACGAAAUUAUGGUCAAUACUAUAACCCUCCAGCCUGGAUUCUAAGCCUAAUUUCUGACUGGUGAUCUUGCACCUCCUCUGGUCCUUACAAAAGAGUUUUGGGACAGAGUCGUCAGACUCUAUGCUGUGGUCAUGUAUCCAUCUGGGCUUGAGCGUAAUGAAAGAUCCUCCAGCAAAUAAGGGAAGCCUGCUCUCUGAUAUCAUUUUAGAAGUUAAGCUGAAAGCCUUUCCUUGGUGAGUUCUCAUGCCAGCUUCUUUAAUGUCUCCGUAGAUGACAUAGUCUGUAAUUGGCCAAGAGGAGCAGGAAGGCAAAUCUGUUUAUGUCAAUGUUGUUCAAGAGUUAUCUGUGAACCAAUGCUUUUCAGUACAUAGAGACACUUACUUGUGUUCAAUAAUACAAUGGCUGUAUUAGAUGAGUUUCAAUUU